Messenger RNA from Nezara viridula (southern green stink bug), 572 nucleotides. Lineage: Eukaryota; Metazoa; Arthropoda; Insecta; Hemiptera; Pentatomidae. The record is from the annotation of a GenBank genome assembly.
AAUAUCACUAUGCCAUCAAGGUAACAAUAACUAAGGUUUCAAACUAACCCGGCACUUGGUUUAAUUUGUUAUUGCAAUCCAAUACAAAAAGUAAAAAUGGCUGCUACUAUGCCUAUUAAUCCCAAACCAUUCCUUAACAGUUUAACUGGUAAGCCAGUAAUGGUGAAAUUAAAGUGGGGACAUGAGUAUAAAGGCUAUUUAGUAUCUGUGGAUGGUUAUAUGAAUUUACAAUUGGCUAAUGCUGAAGAACAUAUUGAUGGUUCCUGCACUGGUAACUUAGGAGAAGUUCUUGUCAGAUGUAAUAAUGUAUUAUAUAUCAGAGGUGUAGAGGAAGAAGAUGAGGAAGGAGAAAUGAAAGACUAGAACAGAAUUAUUUGAACUAAGUAUUGUGUGAUUUUUUAAUGAUCACAUCACUAUUUAUUUUGUUAGACCUAUUCUGUAUUUUUUUUUAUCCCAAAAUUAUCUUGUAUGCAAUUUACACAGGUUAAUAAAUAAUUUGAAUUGUCAAUUUGUUUGCUUACAUUUACGAUGUACGUUAAAUAAAUAUAUUUUUUAUAUUAAAUACUUCAACA